Pogona vitticeps (central bearded dragon) is the source of this 3556-nucleotide messenger RNA. The record is from RefSeq and is a predicted model, not a curated record. NCBI's taxonomy places the organism in Eukaryota, Metazoa, Chordata, Lepidosauria, Squamata, Agamidae.
GCGCGUUAUAUAGAGAGAGAGCUUGAGCACAAAGCUUGCCCCGAGGCGCUUCUCACGUGACCACAGCCUCUUCACCCAAAUUCUUCUCCGCCCCCACAGUGCGCGCGCUCAGCUAUUCCCCCCCCCGCGCCCGUCACGUGAGGCGGUUUGUUGUUGUUGCGAUCCUCGGCUGGGCGGCUGUCCGCGUGGGCGUCGGCGGGGGUCACGUGCCGCGUUUAAAUCGCUCCCUGUGGUGGGGGGAGGGGGACCUGAGCUCUCGCGUCUACGGCGCCGCUCUGAGCGCUGGUGCUGCCGCCGCCGCCUGGGCCGGUGGGGAGGGGGGGAGGAGGAAGAGGAGGAGGAGGGGGGGGAGCAGUCGCUCCUGCUCCAAGAUGGCGGAUGAGGAGACGCCACUCCUCCAGUCCCGCAGCGGCGGCCGCGGCAGCAGCAACGGCAGUGUGGCGGCCCCGGUCGCAGAGAGCCCAGAGCCAGCUCUCAAGCGGCCGCGCCGGGGCCCGACUGACAGCCCCGGGCCGGACUGUGAGACCGCGAGAGGAGCCGCCGGAGAGGCAGAGACGGCGCCUCCCGCAGGAAGCACCGCCGAGGAGGAGGAGGAGGAAGAGGCCCGGAAGGUGGAGGAGGUUGCUGCCGCCGCCGCCGCUGUUGUUGCCGCCGCCGCUGCGGAGUCGGGAGAGGUUUCAGCGGCACCCGGGAGACAAAGCGGCGGCGAAGGCUGGGACUGCGCAGAGAGUGGGAUGUAUGUUGACUGUGAUAAUAUAUUUUUUAGUGAUGAAAUCAUUGCAAACGGCUUCCAUUCUUGUGAGAGUGAUGAAGAUGACAGAGCUUCUCAUGCAAGCUCUAGUGACUGGACUCCACGGCCACGUAUAGGUCCAUAUACUUUUGUCCAACAGCAUCUCAUGAUAGGCACAGAUCCCCGUGCAAUUCUGAAAGAUUUGUUACCAGAAACAGUUCCUCCCCCUGAACUGGAUGAUAUGACAUUAUGGCAAAUCGUUAUUAAUAUUCUGUCAGAACCACCUAAAAGAAAAAAGAGGAAAGAUAUUAAUACGUUAGAGGAUGCUGUGAAACUCCUACAUGAAUGCAAAAAAAUAAUUGUCUUGACUGGAGCUGGGGUGUCUGUGUCUUGUGGAAUUCCUGACUUCCGGUCAAGAGAUGGUAUCUAUGCACGCCUUGCUGUGGAUUUCCCAGAUCUUCCUGAUCCUCAAGCAAUGUUUGAUAUUGAAUACUUCAGGAAAGAUCCAAGGCCAUUUUUUAAAUUUGCAAAGGAAAUAUAUCCUGGACAGUUUCAACCAUCUCUCUGUCAUAAAUGUAUGGCUUUGCUGGAUAAAGAAAAAAAACUGCUUCAUAAUUAUACACAGAACAUAGAUACAAUGGAACAAGUUGCAGGAAUUCAAAGGAUAAUCCAGUGUCAUGGUUCAUUUGCAACUGCUUCUUGCCUCAUUUGUAAAUACAAAGUUGAUUGUGAAGUUGUUCGAGCAGAUAUUUUUAAUCAGGUUGUUCCUAGAUGUCCCAGAUGUCCACCUGAUGAACCACUUGCCAUCAUAAAGCCAGAAAUAGUGUUCUUUGGUGAAAAUCUGCCUGAGCAGUUUCAUAGGGCCAUGAAAUAUGACAAAGAUGAGGUUGAUCUUCUUAUUGUUAUUGGGUCUUCACUUAAAGUAAGACCGGUAGCAUUAAUUCCAAGUUCCAUCCCACAUGAAGUGCCUCAGAUUUUAAUUAAUAGGGAACCCUUGCCUCAUCUACACUUCGAUGUGGAGCUUCUUGGUGACUGUGAUGUUAUUAUCAAUGAGUUGUGUCAUAGAUUAGGUGGUGCAUAUGCAAAACUUUGUAACAGUUCAGUCAAACUUUCAGAAAUUGCAGAGAAACCUCCACGACCACUCAAAGAAUUUGAAAUACAUUCAGUUGAGUUACCACCUACUCCGCUAAACGUUUCUGAAUAUUCUAGUUCACCUGAGAGAAUUAUCCCACAAGAUUCUCAGGUAGUACGUUCAGAGCAUUCUUCCGAAUUUAAAGUAGGAGAUUCAGAAGUUGCCUUGGAAUCUAAAGAGUACUGUAUGGAGGAAAAGUCACAUGAGGUACAAAACUGUUUAGAAAACACUGACAGUCUUCCUGGCCAGUUAGAAGACCCAGAACAUGUGAAGGAACAUGGAUCUAACCAAGGAGAAAAUAAAGAUAAAAGUGAAAAAACAUCUGUUGAAGCACUGAGAAAAUGUUGGGUUAACAAAUGUCCAAAAGAGCAGAUCAGCAAGCGUCUUGAUGGUACCCAAUACUUGUUUGUACCACCAAAUCGGUAUAUAUUCCAUGGUGCUGAAGUAUUCUCGGACUCAGAAGAUGAUGUCAUAUCCUCCAGCUCUUGUGGAAGUAGUAGCGAUAGUGGGUCCUGUCAUAGUCCAAGUUUAGACAUAGAAGAUGAGAGUGAAAUUGAAGAAUUAUAUAACGGCAUAGAAGAAGAUGCACCUGAUAGGGAAGAUGAGAAUGGAUUUGGGGAAGAUGGAAUUCAAGACUCUGUGGAUGUGUCAGUUCCUGUAAAUGAGUCUGCAGGAUUUGACCAUUCGGCAGACAAACUGUAAUUACUGACUGGUUUCAGGAACUUUCCCACCAGCAUUAGAAGUUUUAAGCAUGUCAGAUUGAAUGUGUACUGAAUUUAGAACAAGGAAAACAUAAAAAUGUAAUGUUUGUAAGCAGCUAGAAUAGAUUUACAUGCAUAGUUUUCUAACUUUUCCAAUCAAAAUUCUGUAAAGGCACAUUCAACACUAAUCUUUAUUUGUUCUGAAUUUUGAUGAAGGUACUAAGUAUCUUUUUACUGUCACAGCAUUCACUUUUGUUAAGUUAAUCUGUGUGAUUUGUGUGUGUAUAUAUACAGUAUUUUUGCUUAACAAAUUUCAACUUAUUUUAUUUUUGAACUGUUUGAAAAAGCCAUUGGAAUGUUAAUAUAAUAUAAAGGGAACAGCUAAUCUAGACCAAAGAAUGGUAUUUUUCUUGCCUCUAUUGCUUUGUAACAGUUUGUUUUAUUUAAAGCUUGCUAAUGUCUCUUCUAGCUUGGUUACUGCAUAAUCUGUUGUUAAACACUGGUAUUUCCCCCAAAAUUAAUAUGGCAGCUAUUUUGAAAAAAAGUUACUCUUGUUGAGCAUACUUGCAUGUAAGCAUAUUAAAAGUUUAUUAGUCAUCAUAGUGAGCGCGUGAAAAUCCAUGACUUAGAUAAAUAGAAAAUGAUAGAUUAAAAAUAAAGAAAUACAACUUCCUAUGGUUAUGUAACUGUGCCUAAUUGGUUGCAGGGAAGUAUUAAAUAAGAAAUUGUGAAAAUUGGUUUGGUUUGAGAAAAAAAUGGGAAUUUCGUGCAGGAAGUCAAUGUAAGAAAAAAUGUAUAAAAUUCUUUGUGUACGCUGCCAACACGAGAAAUUGUAAAUGUACUAAAGAUCUGUAUAUAAUAUUCAGAAUAAGUAGUCUCUCCCCAAUGACAAAGAUGUUUCUCUAUUUUCCAGUAACUUACACAGACAUGUAUAAAGAGCUACUUACUUCCAACCUCAUACAGAAUAUUCAAUUUUGCCAUAAUUUAAAAAUA